Molecule: messenger RNA, 1259 nt
Organism: Chinchilla lanigera (long-tailed chinchilla)
Lineage: Eukaryota; Metazoa; Chordata; Mammalia; Rodentia; Chinchillidae
Gene: Fcn1
Product: ficolin (collagen/fibrinogen domain containing) 1
Exons: 9
Coding region: 79-1038 (319 amino acids)
Source: RefSeq, a predicted model, not a curated record
GCCUGGCUCCCCUGCCCUAUAAGUGCUGGGAGCAUCUGCCAGACCACAGGCGUGGGCCUGCAGCUGAGCAGGGUCACCAUGGCCCUGGGGCCCACCGUCCUGCUUGUCCUGCUCCUGUGUGUCCAGGACCUGACUGUCCAGGCUACCGACACCUGUCCAGAGGUGAAGUUGGUGGGCGUGGAGGGCACCGACAAGCUCGCCGUUCUCCGGGGCUGCCCGGGGCUGCCUGGACCCCCAGGGCCCAAGGGUGAGGCAGGAGCCAAAGGAGAGAGAGGAGAACGAGGCACCCCUGGACUCCCUGGCAAAGCAGGACCGCCUGGGCCCAAAGGGGACCAAGGGGUCCAAGGGAUCCGUGGAGAGAAAGGAGAUGCUGGGUCUUCUCAGUCCUGUGCUACAGGGCCUCGGAAUUGCAAGGAGCUUCUCAGCCUGGGCUACUUCCUGAGCGGCUGGCACACCAUCUACCUGCCUGACUGCCGGCCCCUGACCGUGCUCUGCGACAUGGAAGUGGACGGUGGCGGGUGGACCGUCUUCCAGCGCAGGCUUGACGGCUCUGUGGACUUCCUUCGGGACUGGGCCUCCUACAAACGGGGCUUUGGCAGUCAGCUGGGGGAGUUCUGGCUGGGGAAUGACAACAUCCACGCCCUGACGGCCCAGGGCAGCAGCGAGCUCCGCGUAGACUUGGUGGACUUUGAAGGCAACCACAGCUUUGCCAAGUAUGACUCCGUCAGGGUGGCAGGCGAGGCGGAGAAGUACAAGCUGGUGCUGGGCGCCUUUGUCAAAGGCAGUGCAGGAGACUCCCUGACGUCCCACAGCAACAAGUUCUUCUCCACCAAAGACCAGGACAAUGACCAGAGCGCUGCCAACUGUGCGGAGCAGUACAGCGGGGCCUGGUGGUACGGGGACUGCCACGUGUCCAACCUGAACGGCCUCUACCUCAGAGGUCCCCACGAGAGCUAUGCCAAUGGCAUCAACUGGCUUUCGGGAAAGGGGUACAGAUACAGCUACAAGGUGGCGGAGAUGAAGCUGCGGCUCACCUAGCUCCGAGUGGAGACCCCUCCGCCCUCGGGGCAGAGGCUGCUGUGCGACGCAGCCACAGCAGAAUCGUUGGGGCUCCGUCCCCAGGAAGGCGCUGCCCCGCCUCCUGCUGUGUGCCCUUUGCCCUGCAGCCCCAUCCACCCUCCGUGCCAAAGCCCGCUUGCCCCACCCGUCUCCCCCACCGGAGAGGGAAUUAUGUUUCCAAAACACGUUUGUCCGGCAGA